Messenger RNA from Gryllus bimaculatus (two-spotted cricket), 308 nucleotides. The record is from the annotation of a GenBank genome assembly. NCBI's taxonomy places the organism in Eukaryota, Metazoa, Arthropoda, Insecta, Orthoptera, Gryllidae.
UGCAACAACGACAUUUUGCCUUAACCAAUGAUUCACCAGAGCUGACAUGUUUCGAAACUUCUCUGGUUGUUCUACAUGAUAUGAAUGGCACGGAGAGCAUACUUGUAUUAAAUAUUACUCAUAACAAGUUCAGAGAAAUUCCCUCAGCCUUAAAAAUACUAAAAAAGGUGAAGUCUUUCGUGUUUGAAUCUAUUGUUCAAGAUUUCAUUUUCAACCCACACUUCUUGCGAGAUGUAACAGGGUUGAAUACACUGAAUCUCUCUCAUACAUAUAUUAGGCAUUGGCAAGGAAAAUUUCCAAGAUUGUAU